GGAGGAGACAGAGGAGACCGGAGAAGGGGAAAGAGGCGGGGGACCGAGCGCCUCUUGCACUCUCACCCGCAAACGCUGCCCGAGAAUACCGCCUGCUCACGUCGUGCUGCGCGCUUUUCUGCUCCUUACGCUCCCCCCGCCCCCCGCAACAUUGUUCUCUCAGGACCCCUGGGUCCUCAGGGGUUGAAUUCGGGGACUGAGCCAGGGAGGGGAGAGACUUGGCUUUGCCAAGGGGUCGGAGGUUGGGGGCCGGACCGCCCUCUCGGGGUCCUCCUCCCCCACAGCACUUUUGGGGGUGUGGAUUAUCUCAUCCACGCAGGGAGGUAGGAGUGUGCGCCGGCCGCCGUCCUCCUCGUUUCCCAGCGGCGCCGGUCUGCGGCAGCCCCGCAGUAUGAGGAGGUGCUGGCAGCUCCCGGCGGUGGCACCGCCGCUGCGGUGGCGGCUACUAGGAGGACGCUGAAGGACCCCCCCCACCCCCCUCCGGGAGUGGCGCGGCGGACGCGCUUCUCCCCGGCGCGCCGGGCCUCCAGGCUUUUCUUCUCCAGCCGAGAGAACGCGGCUGUGAUACGGAGACCUUGUGUGAACAGUAAUGACCUCACGUUUCCGAUUGCCUGCUGGCAGAACCUACAAUGUACGAGCAUCAGAGUUGGCCCGAGACAGACAGCAUACAGAGGUGGUUUGCAACAUUCUUCUUCUGGAUAACAAUGUGCAAGCUUUCAAAGUUAACAAACAUGAUCAGGGGCAAGUUCUGUUGGAUAUAGUCUUCAAACAUCUUGAUUUGACUGAGCGUGACUAUUUUGGUUUACAGUUGGCUGAUGAUUCCACAGAUAACCCAAGGUGGCUGGAUCCAAACAAACCAAUAAGGAAGCAACUAAAGAGAGGAUCUCCUUACAAUUUGAACUUUAGAGUCAAGUUUUUUGUAAGUGACCCCAACAAGUUACAAGAAGAAUAUACAAGGUACCAGUAUUUUUUGCAAAUUAAACAAGAUAUACUUACUGGAAGAUUGCCCUGUCCUUAUAAUACUGCUGCCCUUUUGGCUUCAUUUGCUGUUCAGUCUGAACUUGGAGACUUCAGUCAGUCAGAAAAUUUGCCAGGCUACCUCUCAGAUUAUUCUUUCAUUCCUAAUCAACCUCAAGAUUUUGAAAACGAAAUUGCAAAAUUACAUCAGCAACAUACAGGCUUAUCUCCUGCAGAAGCAGAAUUUAAUUACCUGAACAAAGCACGUACGUUGGAACUCUAUGGAGUUGAAUUCCACUAUGCAAGGGAUCAAAGUAACAAUGAAAUUAUGAUUGGAGUAAUGUCAGGAGGAAUUCUGAUAUAUAAGAACAGGGUACGAAUGAAUACCUUUCCAUGGUUGAAGAUUGUAAAAAUUUCAUUUAAGUGCAAACAGUUUUUUAUUCAACUUAGAAAAGAAUUGCUUGAAUCUAGAGAAACCUUGUUGGGAUUUAAUAUGGUGAAUUACAGAGCAUGCAAAAAUUUGUGGAAAGCAUGUGUAGAACAUCACACAUUCUUCCGUUUGGACAGACCACUUCCACCUCAAAAGAAUUUUUUUGCACAUUACUUUACAUUAGGUUCAAAAUUCCGGUACUGUGGGAGAACUGAAGUGCAGUCAGUUCAGUAUGGCAAAGAAAAGGCAAAUAAAGACAGGGUUUUUGCAAGAUCUCCAAGUAAGCCCUUGGCACAGAAAUUAAUGGAUUGGGAAAUAGUAAGCAAAAAUUCAGUAUCUGAUGACAGGUUAGAAACACAGAGCCUUCCAUCACGAUCUCCACCUGGAACUCCUAAUCAUCGAAAUUCUACAUUCACACAAGAGGGAACCCGGUUACGACCAUCUUCAGUUGGUCAUUUGGUAGACCAUGUGGUUCACACUUCCCCAAGUGAAGUAUUUGUGAAUCACAGAUCUCCAUCUUCAACGCAAGCUAAUAGCAUCAUUUUGGAAUCAUCACCAUCACAAGAGGCCCCUGGAGAUGAGCAGCCUCCAGCUUUACCACCCAAACAAUCAAAGAAAAGCAGUUGGAACCAAAUUCAUUAUUCACAUUCUCAACAAGAUCUGGAAAACCAUAUUAAUGAAGCAUUUGAUGUUCUAUCUUCCCCUGAAAAAUCUACUCCUAAUGGUGGUAUUCCACACGAUAACCUUGUUCUAAUCAGAAUGAAGCCUGAUGAAAAUGGAAGAUUUGGAUUCAAUGUAAAGGGAGGAUAUGAUCAGAAGAUGCCUGUGAUUGUGUCCCGAGUAGCACCAGGAACACCUGCUGACCUCUGUGUCCCUCGAUUGAAUGAAGGGGACCAAGUUGUAUUGAUCAAUGGUCGGAACAUUGCAGAAUAUACCCACGAUCAGGUUGUCCUGUUUAUUAAAGCUAUCUGUGAGAGACAUUCUGGGGAACUCGUACUUCUCGUUCGACCGAAUGCUGUCUAUGAUGUAGUGGAAGAAAAGCUAGAAAAUGAGCCAGACUUCCAGUACAUUCCUGAGAAAACCCCACUAGAUAGUGUCCACGAGGAUGACCAUUCCCUGCGGGAGUCAAUGAUCCAGCUAGCUGAGGGGCUUAUCACUGGAACAAUCCUGACACAGUUUGAUCAACUAUAUCGGAAAAAACCUGGAAUGACAAUGUCUUGUGCCAAAUUACCUCAGAACAUUUCCAAAAAUAGAUACAGAGAUAUUUCACCUUAUGAUGCUACACGGGUCAUUUUAAAGGGAAAUGAAGACUACAUCAAUGCAAAUUAUAUAAAUAUGGAAAUUCCUUCUUCUAGCAUCAUAAAUCAGUAUAUUGCUUGUCAAGGGCCAUUACCACACACUUGUACAGAUUUUUGGCAGAUGACUUGGGAACAAGGCUCCUCCAUGGUGGUUAUGUUGACCACACAAGUUGAACGUGGCAGAGUGAAGUGUCACCAAUAUUGGCCAGAACCCACAGGAAGUUUAUCCUAUGGAUGCUACCAAGUCACUUGCCAUUCUGAAGAAGGAAACACUGCAUAUAUCUUCAGGAAGAUGACACUAUUUAACCAAGAGAAAAAUGAGAGUCGUCAACUCACUCAGAUCCAGUACAUAGCCUGGCCUGACCAUGGGGUCCCUGAUGAUUCAAGUGACUUUCUGGACUUUGUUUGUCAUGUACGAAAUAAGAGGGCUGGCAAGGAAGAGCCUAUUGUUGUUCAUUGCAGUGCUGGGAUUGGAAGAACUGGGGUUCUUAUUACUAUGGAAACAGCCAUGUGUCUCAUUGAAUGCAAUCAACCAGUUUAUCCACUAGACAUUGUCAGAACAAUGAGAGAUCAACGAGCCAUGAUGAUCCAAACACCUAGUCAGUACAGAUUUGUAUGUGAAGCUAUUUUGAAAGUUUAUGAAGAAGGAUUUGUUAAACCAUUAACGACAUCAUCAAAUAAAUAAGAAAACAAAAGUCCUGGAUAUGUGUUGGAAGACUGCUUUCCAUUACAUUCACUGUGCCAUAAUACUGCUUGCAGGAAAUGGCAUCUAAACAAAAAAAUGAUGAACUAACAAAAACUGAAAACUUCAGCACUGUUGCACUUUAUGUUUUAAAAAAGUCACUGUCUCAAAACCUAUAAUUCAUGUGUUUGAAGACUGUUUCAUGCUUUGCUCAGAACAUAUAGUGAAUAACUGACUAUGUUCAGGGUAAUUUAUGAAGUUUUGUGGUGGUGCCAUGCAGUCCCCUUUUGAUAGAAAGCCACAAACGAGGCUCAGAAUUCUCGUCAUCUCUGUUACACACCUGUAUUUUGAAAGCAAAAAGAAGUAAACAUCAGGAGUUAGCUCUGGUGUUUUCAGUGAUUCAUGUACUUACUAUACUGAACACCAGAUUUUAUUUUUUAAAUUUUAGCAAUAUCAUUUUAAAUAUUAGCCAGUACACUGCCUAUGGAUGCAGCACAUCUUUCCCUGUACUCCCUUAGAGACCUGCUGUUCGUUAAUAAGAAGAAAAGUGGAAUUGCUUUUCCCAGGAAAUGCUGCACAUUGUCCAUUUACCAGCAUCUUAUAGAAAGUAUAAAUAUGAAUAUAUACAUUUUCUUAAAUUUAAUAAUGUAACUUAUAUUACCAUAAGGUUGGCUUAUUCCAAAUCAUGUGGUCUCACAUACUUGAUGUAAAGGAAUGCAUGCAUUGUGUCUUAACCCCUUAAGUGCCUUCAGAUGUCUGUAUGUCUAACGAAAAGGCACUCAUUUGACCCCAGUAGGAAGUAUGUAGGUAUAUUGUACAUUUACAUUUUUAUGCAUUUUGAAUCAGUUCACAUUUGAAAAUAACUUCUUGUUUGAGAGUUACACAGUCAAAGAAGGAUAAAGAAAUUCUGUUUCUCACUCAGUUCCUGUAUUUUGUCACAUGAAGCAAAGGUAAUUUGUCUUCUACUGAGUGAGCACUUUGCUGCUAUGGAAUUAAGUCUGCACAUUCCUUUCCUAACAGACAAGGGUUACAGUUUAGCAGCUCAAGUUAAGAGAUGUUUUAUUCUUAAAAUUUAAUAUUUAUUUUAUCCCUAACUUUAGAAAUGACAUCUAAUGUGCACAUUAAAGUUAAACAUAUUGAUACUCUAAGCUAAAGUUAGAGCAGUUAGUUGUGACAUUUCUAUCACUAACUCUUCAGCACUCAUUUCAGUUUGUGUCAAGUUUUGUUCACACUGGUCUGUUGGUCAGGAUACUUUGAACAAGGAAUGAAACAUUGACUUGUUUCUAAAUGUAAUCCCUCAGUAACUGAAGUGAGAGUUUUCUUGUCAUUUUUGUGUAUAAUUAAAUUACUCCAGUUUAUAUAUACUUAUUAAGUUAAAGCAUGUUAAUUCAUGGAGAAUUUUGACUUUUCUGCCUGAUAGAAAGAGGAUCUGAUUCCCUUUAAGGACAUAUAGAUUUUCCUCUUCAGAUUGGUUUUUUUUGUUUUAUUUUUUUUUUAAUCUAGAGAGAAAAGAACUUUAAAAUCACCCACUUUUAAUGUAAGUGGAAAUUUCUUACCUUUUGAAAUGUCGUAUUACAUAAUUAUUUUAUAUGGAUUAUGGUUGAAAUAGACUUUUACUAGUGGUUUCUGAAUAUUUCAGAAUAGUAUUGAUUAAAUUUAGAGUUGAAUAAUAGGUAUUUUGGAAUGCCAUUUAGUGUCGGGGGAGAAGUGUACAUUUUAAAAUCUUCAGUAUAAUCUAAAUGAUGUUAUUUCAAAUAUUCAAGAUCCAUAAUAAUAAAUUUUAAGAAGUUAAUUCCUAAAUAUUAAUAGCCGAGAUACCAAAUAAAUUAUUACAUUAAAAUGUUAAGUUUUUUUAAGAGGCAAGUAAACAUAACCUUUAUGUCAAAGAGAAAUUCUCUUACGUAUUACUGAAUUUCAUAGCCAAGACAGUGUGAGUAAAUAACUAGUUUUAUUUGAACAUUCCAUUCUUUACCAACAGAUGAGUGUAAUUUAGGCUGCUAUAUGACAUGACAGUAAGUUGAAAAGUGAAAAAAUAAAAUCAUAUCAGGGUCUACAUAAUUAACAACUGUUUUGGCAGUUUUCCACAUGAGUUAAAAAGAAAAUCUGUUCUGUGUGGAUAGAAUAUAACAACGACAGUUUUUUUCUUAAUAUGCAGUUGUAUAGAUAUAAACAGAUAAAUGGCAUACUAGCAUGUUCUUCAGCUUAGGGCUUUGUUUACACUUCUAGGUUAACUCUAAUAAUUUUUUGGCAUUGAGCACUGCUGCCUUUUUUAAUCGUUAAUGCCAGUCUUUAAAUGACAAUAUAUUAGAAGUUUAGGAUUAUAUUUAAAUUUCUCAUGUAUCAAUUUUUCACCUGGGAGUUACUCUCUGUCAGUAUUUUUAUGUAAAAAAGAUCCUUUUUUAAAGGCAUAUAUAGUGGGAUCUUAAAUUUAAAAUAAAUUUAUCCUUCACAACUUCUUAAAAUGAAUAAUGUUAAAUACGCUUCCCUGUUCAUGCAACAGAUAAGACUUUAUCCAUUACACUUAAGAAUUGUUUAACCUGUUUAUCAAUCUAUAUAGGAUUCUAGGAAUAAUCCUAUUUUUGGUACAUGAAGUAGUUCUAGAUUUCAUUCAUAUCAAUAUAAUAUUGUGUGAUAAAAAUGCCAAAUUUCUUGUAUCUAAACUACUCUCUCCCUCCCCUUCCCCCCCUUCUCUGUCUCUUUCUCUCUCAAUGCUGACUGUUACUCUCACAAGUGGAAAUAGAUAUUGGUGAAUCGACUUUUGUAAAUGCUAAGAAAUGAUUGUGAAAACCUUUCUAAUUUAUUAUAGUUUUACUAUGUUUGUUUCCAAUGUUUGAUUGGGCAUCUGAUUUGAGUCAGCAUGGCAUACAUAGGAGGAGGAAUAUUUUGGAAUAGACUUUACAUUCACAAGAAGAAUUAGUAGUAGUUGUUAAACCAGUGCAUUCAUUCAAAAUAGAGGCAGAGUAACAGCAUAAGAAAUAAUUUCCUUUGUUUUGGCCUGCUAGCACAAGUAGGGGGGAGGGAAAAGGUUGAUCAUUUUGAUUAAGAGUAAAGAGAAAAUUUAUAUAUAAAAACUGGUUUAAAAUGUAUAAAGAUAUGUUAAACCAUUAAGACAGUUGCCUGGUCUUUUCCAGUACCAAUAUUACACAUAGAGACACUUUUGUGUGUUUAUAUAUUUGUGCUUCACAAAAGCUAAUGCUAACAGAAGUAAAGGAUUGCUAUUUUAAGUAUAGAGCUUUUUAUAAUUUGUUGAUGGAUCUAACGAGGUUUAAUCAGGUAUUUGGGCAAAAUUCUCCUGUUUUUAUUAGCAGCACUAUAACUUCAGAGCUAGAAGGAACUUGAAAGAUUUUUAUCUAAUCUCACUUUCUAUUAUCUUAGACAAAAUAUAUGUGAUCAUCAUAAGUUCACAAGAAUUUUAGUCUGUUUCAGCUCAAGAAUUACACUCAGGCAGUUAUUUCAAUUCAAUAACUAUGAUGACCUUAGAAGAUGUCACUUAAUUUAGAAAAUAAGUAGACUUUUUAAAGUAAUCCUAAUUAGAACCUUGACUCGGUUUGUAAGCCAUGCUUCCUUGACAGAUCAUAAGCUUUUGGGAGGUAUUUAAGCUGAUAUACUUGCAGUGUGAAAACAUUCUAAAGUGCAAAUUAGAAGACUAAUUUUUAAAAGCACUUAACAUGAAAGUAAGAUUUAAAAUACAUGUCCACUAGUAAUCAAUUUAUGUUCAUAAUGUGAACAUGUAGUAGAAUUACAGCAUUACUUGUUUUAUAAUCUUAUCAGGAAGAGAGAAGGAAACAAGAAUUUUUAACAAUGUUCUAUUUGACAUCUGUGUUUUGAAUAUUUAAAAUACUCUGAUGGUAAGUUUGCCAAAGUAGAUUUGAAUUCAUAAAAAUUAUACCAUAAUAAUGUGGGAUAUGUUUACAUCUCUUUUACUUUGUUAUAAUUAAUAUGUAGUUCAGGUUAAUUUGCAUUUAAGUAAUUUAGAAUAAAUGCACUAUGGUAAAAUUUGUUGGAAUAAACAUGUCUUAAUAACAUGAUAAAUUACACCACAGUGUGCUUUUAUGCCACAUCAACUAUAUUAGCAUUGCUUGCUUCCCACAUUUGCUUCAGCUAUCCAACCACAGUUUCUGCAAGCAUUGCUUUGUGUUUUCUUUCCAAGUAAAGUGGCUGUUAUUGAAACUGACUGGAUUAAUUUCAUCAAAUAUCAGAAUUACUGAUCUGUUGGUAAAGAUUUACUGGUGCCUCAGUGUGAUCACAACAUAAUUUUAGCAACCACUUUAUAAAAUUUUUUGAGAAUCAUACAGAUACAAAUACAUUUAAAUAAGAUAACAUUUUAGGACUGUUAGUAGAUAAUUUUAGCAAGUUUAUGAAGAGCCUAUGAAAUUAACCUCUAAGUUGUAUUUUUAGGUGUUCAAUUUACUUUACAAUGUCUGCAGCAAUUACCAAUACACUUUUUUAUUGUAUACAGAUAUCAUUCUUAGUAGCAAUUCAAUAAGCUUUUCAAUGUUUUCAAGAAAAAGCAUGCCCUAUUUCAGGCAGAAUUGAGACAUUUAAUUUUCAUCAUCUUGGUGAAGUUGUCAUAGGCAGACACCAAAUUGUUAUUUGUUUCCUAUCUAAAUUUGCUGCUAUUUAUUUCUGUUUUUCAAUGGCAGCUUACUCUGUUUCUAAAGUUUUAUAUUCAUUGUUUUUAUUUUAGUAAUGCAAGCUAAAUGGGCAGCCAAAAGUAGUAUCUACCAGGGUGCAGUUCAUCAACAUUGACUAGAUAGGUUCAUUGCAUAAAUAAGUAAAUUGACUUUUUUAAUUUACUAAGUGAAAGUUAUUAGCAAUAUUGCAAGUUAAAGACUACAAUUUUAGGAGGAAGUCCUAAUGUUUAACUUCCUAAAACCUUUUAAAAUUUCAACUGUAAGAGUGAAAAUGUUUUAAAGCCUUGUAGUGCUCAUAAAAGUUUCAGUUAAACACUG
Molecule: messenger RNA, 8319 nt
Organism: Phyllostomus hastatus (greater spear-nosed bat)
Lineage: Eukaryota; Metazoa; Chordata; Mammalia; Chiroptera; Phyllostomidae
Gene: PTPN4
Product: protein tyrosine phosphatase non-receptor type 4
Exons: 27
Coding region: 590-3370 (926 amino acids)
Biological process (GO): protein dephosphorylation
Cellular component (GO): cytoskeleton; cytoplasm; cytoplasmic side of plasma membrane
Molecular function (GO): protein tyrosine phosphatase activity; cytoskeletal protein binding
Source: RefSeq, a predicted model, not a curated record